AAAAUUCAGAUUGCCAAUCAAGAACAAUUGAAGGAUGUAUGUACAAUAGAAAUGGUGUUCCUGGAGAGUAGUUCCAGUCUUACAAAAGAUGAAUCCACCCUCGUUGAACCGAAGAAAUGGAAGAAUACAAGAGCAAUUCAGCUAAUUAGGCUGCUUCAAAGCCGUUGA
Molecule: messenger RNA, 168 nt
Organism: Mycotypha africana
Lineage: Eukaryota; Fungi; Mucoromycota; Mucoromycetes; Mucorales; Mycotyphaceae
Exons: 1
Source: RefSeq, a predicted model, not a curated record